This is a messenger RNA of Cuscuta campestris, 995 nucleotides long. Lineage: Eukaryota; Viridiplantae; Streptophyta; Magnoliopsida; Solanales; Convolvulaceae. The record is from the annotation of a GenBank genome assembly.
GAACGCACCCUCUCGUAUGUCCAAGUAGGCGGUGUUCCUCGGGGCCUUCCAAAUCGAGUUCAAGCCAAGACCGGCGAUCAAAGGGCAAGCGCUGGCGGACUUCAUGGUGGAGUGUGCCGCUCGGGAUGAACCAAGCCAUGAUAUGCCCGAAACUGAUGAUUGGUGGACAGUUUUUACCGACGGCUCCUCCGCAACCAAAAACUUGGGGGAUGGAGUGGUGGUCAUCGCUCUCGAAUGCUUCAGAGCGUAUUACUCAAUCCAGUUUUGCUUCAAGGUGUCGAACAAUGAGGCAGGGUAUGAGGCACUCUUGUGUGGAUUACGCCUAGCAGCCGGGAUGAACGCGACGAAGUUAAGGGUAAAGUGCGAUUCGAAAUUGGUGGUUGGCCAUGUCUCUAGAGAAUUCGAGGCGAAAGAUGAAAGAAUGAAGAAGUAUAGGGAUGCCAUCGUGGAGUUGCUGAAGAGUUUCAUUGCUUACACUAUGGAACAGAUCCCUCGGGCGGAGAACGCUGAGGCAGACAUUUUGUCGAAGCUGAGCUCCGAAACACCUAAGCAUAUCAGGCGAAUGGCGAACGUGGAGGAACUGGCCGAGUCGAGUAUCCAUGCAUUCCCUGUAGCAAUGAUCUGCGCUCAGCCAAGGGAUUGGACGGACGACAUAGUUGCAUUUCUUGAAGAUGGCGUCCUCCCGGAUGAUGCGACGAAGGCCAAGCUGGUUCGGACUAGAGCACCGGGGUACACAUUUGAAGGUGGAAAACUAUACAAGCAAGCAGACAAGUGAGAAAAGGACUUAGAAAAAUUCUAAGUCUUGAAUGAAGAAAUUCUACCCGUUGGUAAGGAAAAAUCAACCUCUUGAUUUUCAACGGCUAAAUUGAAGAUAAUUAAGCUGAUUCAAGAACAAAUGACUUGAAGACAAAGCCUGGACCCCUCAAAUUAAAGAGCUCGUCCAGAAUUCCUAAACAAGCACUAGAAGACAAACAGAGUAAAGAGCUACAGUCCAG